Malurus melanocephalus (red-backed fairy wren) is the source of this 451-nucleotide messenger RNA. Its product is annotated as synaptotagmin-11-like. Gene Ontology annotation, biological process: cellular response to calcium ion; regulation of calcium ion-dependent exocytosis; vesicle fusion. The record is from RefSeq and is a predicted model, not a curated record. Lineage: Eukaryota; Metazoa; Chordata; Aves; Passeriformes; Maluridae. The transcript is spliced from 3 exons. Gene Ontology annotation, cellular component: axon; synapse. Bases 36 to 398 code for a protein of 120 amino acids. Gene Ontology annotation, molecular function: calcium ion binding; clathrin binding; calcium-dependent phospholipid binding.
AGGUGUCCCUGUCCUACCAGCCCGUGGCACAGAGGAUGACCGUGGUGGUGCUCAAAGCCCGGCACUUGCCCCGCAUGGACAUCAGCGGCCUCUCAGGUAACCCGUACGUGAAGGUGAACAUUUACUACGGCCGCAAGCGCAUCGCCAAGAAGAAGACCCACGUCAAGAAGUGCACUCUGAACCCGGUGUUUAACGARUCCUUCACCUACGAGAUCCCGGUGGAUUUGCUGUCCCAGCUGAGCGUGGAGUUCCUGGUGAUCGCCUUCGACCGCAGCACCAAGAACCAGGCGCUGGGGCGGCUGCUGCUGGGGCCGCAGGGCCGCGGGGCCGAGCUCUGGGGGCGCCUGGCACAGGGGGGCAAAACCGGGCCCGAGUGGUACGGGCUCAGUGAGUACUGACAGAGGGAAAUAGUGGAACCCUGCCAGGACCUGGGGUUGAUAGCAAUUGGAAA